CCAUUGGCUUAGCUUUUAGAAGUUUCUGGUUAGAAAAGGAAGCAAAAUUAUUCCUAGUGCCUCUACGAAUUCUCUUUUUUGCAUAGUAAAUUUCCUUUCCUAAUGAGAUGACCUGGAAGUGCUUGGAGGAAAGGUGGUUUGAAUUCUAAAAAUGCUUAGGAAAGGAGCCUCGAUGCUUCCUUUAAUCCUCCUAUAGCAUAGGUUACUCCUGAGAAACCUUUACCAAAGGAAAGGAGAUACUGGUAUCCCAUAAUCCAUUACGGCGGCAAUAUUUAUAGCAACAUGCCACCGACAAAGAGUACCCACUCUACGCGAAGACGCAUGAGAGACGCGGGAAAGCAGAAGAAGGGAAGCGAAGAAAAUUCAAUCGAUAAUGAUGGAUACCAAUUCCAGAAACAUAUUAUUUGAAUCGAAAUUAAUUAAUUUAUUGCUGGUUAUUAAGCACACAAUAUAGGCUACAACGUAAGAAAAUAAAUGCCGACUUCACAUUUAAGAAAGACUACAUUUAAGAAGGGACAGUUUAUUUCAACAUAAAUUGAGCCUCUUUUUUUUCACAUGUGAAUGGGGAUUUAAUUAGCCCAACAUAUUCCCGUUGGCCAAGUCCGACCUAAGUGAUUCCACUGAUGGCAACAACCUGAUUGAAAUCAAUACGACAAUAACGCAUGGAUCGAAGAGCACUUGUUGUAGUUCCACUUUGGAAAACUGUGGUUCCACCCUAGAGACACUAAAGGUCAGCAAUAUUCCCCGUAACGCAAUGGCGUCGGUUAGAAAAAGUGGAGUCGAAUUCAUUAUAAACAGUGUUGUCUUUUCCUAUGUUCGAAAGGAAGCACCUAUUCAUCUCUCCUUGAACCGAUGGUUAAGGAAAGGAGGCAUAAAGGUUAGGAGAUUUGACCAUUUGUAGAGGCCCCUUAUAUCUCUUUCCUAUUAUUAAUCCCACACUGCAAUGUUCUUGGUCAUUAAGUCACACCACCACACAAAUACAAAAGUCGUGACAGUUCAGAAUCCAAAAGAUGAUCCGUUUCAAUCUUUGCAUGAAUGCAUCCCACACUUUAGUAUUGAAAUAGAAUGAAGAAGUGCAGGGCAAAUUUCUGAACUUUUGCCCUGUGCAUUUCAGUACUGCAUACUCCUUCACAUGUUUCAUAAAGUUUUGUGUGGAUGUUUAUAUAUCUCUCUAAAGGUUUGAUCCAGUGUAAUCUUUCUGAGCCCAAAAUGGUCCACGAAAAAGAUUGAAAAAAAAAAGAAAGAGAAAUGCUCACGUGGUCCGUGGUCUGUGGCCCCGGUAUAAAUAAGAGCGCCCCCUCAGCAGCGUCCCACUGGAGAGACGAGGGCGGCUACAGUAGGGCUGAGUUUCACAGGAUCCUCAACGGCUGUCAUUUGUAAGUGGAGUAUUUCCCAAUAGUAAGCCAGCAUACCAUGCAUACUCGUGUUUUAUUAGACUGCAUCAGAUGAGUUAAGAAAGCUCUGGCACUGCGUUGAAACAGAUGGAUCCCUCAGACAACGCCACCACCAACGGGGUCUCGUUCGUGCAGGCGGACCCCCAGGGGGGGUCCCAGCCGGACCAAAGCAACGGAAACGAGUACCUGUACAUCCUGAUCGUCAUCUCCUUCUACGGCGUUUUCCUUUGCGGCAUCAUGCUUGGCUACCUCCGCUCCAAGAGGCGGGAGAAGAAGAGGACCAAUGUGUUCACGCGUCUGAUCCAUGAGGAGGAGCAGCGGGAGUGGGGCGCCUGGCCGCGGAGGCGCAGCAUCCCGCUGUCCUUCCCUGGGCUCUACGGCGCGCAGGUGCAACAGCACGUGUUGCCCUCCUCUCCAGAACACCUCCACCACCACCAGCACCAGCACCACCCGCAGGGGGGGGUUGUGUUCGAGGGGCGGGCCCUGUCCCCGCUGGCCUGCGCCCUGUGCCUGGAGCAGAGCAGCAUCAGCUCCCUCUGCUCCUCCGCUGACGUGCACUUCGCCAUCGAGGAGGAGUCUGACAGCGCGGCCACGGAGGACUCUGAGGAGGCCCCCAAGGGGUUCCAAAAGGGCUGCCUGGAGAGCAUGGACGACUCGUGACAGGCACACGCAAGACGCGUAAUGGACUAAACAGAGUUCAGAGACACGGGAUUGUUGAGUGCCUCCCACCCUACUUCCAAAAAAGACAGAAGAAAUCUGAAGGUCUGAUUGGUUCUGGGAUGACCAAAGGACACAGAGUUUGAAGGGAGAUGACCGCCUUCACUGCUGUCCAAUGUGUGUGAGGCUCAACCCCUGCUGAGGGCCCAUCUGGAGUGCACAGGCAUGCACCUGGAACCUACUUGAACGAUAGAAGCGACCGUUUUCAUGCAGGCUCCUCGAUGCUUCAAGGUCUGCACUAGACUCCCACGCUCAGCCCUGCAGGUGUCCCUGAUGAAGGACACUCCAUGUAGGUCUACAUAGACCUUUCCCCUUAGUAGUCACCCUGUCUGCAAUGGUUCAUUUAAGAUGGACAGUCUUAAUAUUUCAGAUGCAUGAUAAUAAAUGUCUUUCAGUGAC
Messenger RNA from Gadus morhua (Atlantic cod), 2510 nucleotides. It is a transcript of the gene kcne4, whose product is annotated as potassium voltage-gated channel, Isk-related family, member 4. Lineage: Eukaryota; Metazoa; Chordata; Actinopteri; Gadiformes; Gadidae. The record is from RefSeq and is a predicted model, not a curated record. Gene Ontology annotation, molecular function: potassium channel regulator activity; transmembrane transporter binding; voltage-gated potassium channel activity involved in ventricular cardiac muscle cell action potential repolarization. The transcript has 2 exons. Gene Ontology annotation, biological process: regulation of ventricular cardiac muscle cell membrane repolarization; ventricular cardiac muscle cell action potential; regulation of heart rate by cardiac conduction. Gene Ontology annotation, cellular component: voltage-gated potassium channel complex; membrane. The coding region runs from base 1482 to 2054 and encodes 190 amino acids.